CUCAUCCAAACCUUGAGCGGUGUACACGUAGAUACCAAAAUCAUGCAUCAUGUGCAUGCAUGGAAAUAACCAACUUAGCCCUGUUUUUACCUAUAUAAGUAACAAGAAGCAUUGGAUGGAAGACGUAUAUUGAAGAGAUGGGGAUUGUGCCCUCACAGCCAACUAGUGGACAAACAACUAGUAACAAUGCAUCGGAGAAACCAACUGAAGGAGGGCCUUCAUCUACUGCAGCUCCCUCUGAUAAUCAGAAGGUAGAAGUCAAAAACGCUUCUGAUAAUCAGAAGACAGAAACACAAUCACCUGUGCAGACGUAUGGUGAUGGAAAGUCCAAAUGUUGUAUGGUGUAUGCAAAGGAUCUCGAUAUCACUUGGUCUGGAGACACUCGUUACUGGCGAUGGGUCAAAGAAACUAGUGGUGGCAACUUCGAAGCUGCUGAACUGUUAAAUGUGUGUUGGCUAGAAGUGCGUGGAAAACUUUCGACCACAGACCUCUCACCAGGAACUCUGUAUGAAGUUGUAUUUGUGGUCAAGAUGAAAACUAAAGCUUAUGGAUGGGAUGCCCCAGUGAAUUUGAAAUUCACUCCCCCAGAUGGUGCAGUUUCAAGGGAGACGACAAUUAAAUUGACGGAUUUGAAGGAUAGUAAAGAUGAAUGGAAAGAUAUUCCGUUUGGUGAGUUUAAAGCUCCCGCAAAUCCUGGGAACAUUGAGUUUUUGUUGUAUGAAUAUGGUGGGAGAUGGAAGAGCGGACUUGUUAUCAAGGGUGUUGCCGUUCGACCAAAGAGCCAAGUUGCAGAAUAUUAUUGCAAUAACUAGUUGGCCAAAAAAACCUAGUUGGCAUAUGAGCCGACAGAUGAUGAUAUGCAUAUAUAAUAAAUGAUAAUUAAGAACAGAAUAAUGAAGCACUUUUCCAAGUUUUAUAAA
Prunus persica (peach) is the source of this 920-nucleotide messenger RNA. RefSeq names its product protein PHLOEM PROTEIN 2-LIKE A1. Lineage: Eukaryota; Viridiplantae; Streptophyta; Magnoliopsida; Rosales; Rosaceae. The transcript is spliced from 3 exons. The coding region runs from base 138 to 812 and encodes 224 amino acids. The record is from RefSeq and is a predicted model, not a curated record.